This is a messenger RNA of Blastomyces dermatitidis ER-3, 4605 nucleotides long. Its product is annotated as sulfite reductase beta subunit. The transcript is spliced from 4 exons. NCBI's taxonomy places the organism in Eukaryota, Fungi, Ascomycota, Eurotiomycetes, Onygenales, Ajellomycetaceae. The coding region runs from base 1 to 4605 and encodes 1534 amino acids. Gene Ontology annotation, cellular component: sulfite reductase complex (NADPH). Gene Ontology annotation, molecular function: iron-sulfur cluster binding; FMN binding; sulfite reductase (ferredoxin) activity. The record is from RefSeq and is a predicted model, not a curated record. Gene Ontology annotation, biological process: sulfate assimilation.
AUGAGGUCGGUGUCAACUGCGGGAGAGGCUGUCGCAAGAGUCGCCUAUCUCUCGAGUGACAUUGUCCUCUCUGUCCAGCCAUCCCUUCAGACUGACUCGUUAUUCUCAAAGCACCUGAGCCAACUCUCCGCCGGUAGUGUACGGGGAGUUGUGUCACAAAGGGUCCCGGAGAUCCGCGCCCUCCGCGUGAAUGAGGAUCCGCUGUUAUCGGCUUUCCAGCCUUUGAAGUCGGGCCACCGUGUCGCUAUCACAGCGACUUCUUCUAUCCUCCUCCCAUCUAUACCGUAUCUAUAUAAACUAGCAAAUUACCCCCUCGUCAUCCAUGUUUCCCUAGACCCAGCUCCUUUCCCCGAUUACUCCGUAAUCAGCUCUAUCCGCCAAUGUGGCUUUUCUUUCUUGCAUUCGGAAACGCUGCAAGAGGCUCAGGAUAUUGCCUUGACGGCACAUUCGCUGGCAGCCAAGUCAGGAAAGGGGGUGAUCCAUUUCUUCGAUGCAACCAACUCGCGCGAUGAUAAUCCAAUUGCGGCAGAGGAUCCGGAGCUCGUGAAGAAGAUUCUAGAUUUAGAAGAUGUGCAACAUGCCCAGGUACCUUCUAAUGCUCCACAUACGCUGUAUGCAAACUCCGGCCGUGUUCCCACCAUUGUGGAGGAAGAUUUGGGCGAACGGAGCGAGGGCCAAGCUGGCAGCCUGUCUGCCUCCCAGCUUUCGCUUCCGUCGAAGGUGUCUUCCCAUGAGAAUUACUCCAUCUCGUCCCGAAGUGACAGCGGCUCUGAUGUUCCAGCAAGUUCCUCAGCCACCACGGUGGAACCUUUAACUCUCCGACCCGUGGACGCUUUGGAUAUCUUCCAAAUCACUAGCAAAAUAUGGGAUGCGUUAUCACAGCUAUCCGGGCGUCAAUAUCACGCUAUCGAAUACACUGGGCCGGAUGCUGCAAAAUCGGCCAUAUUUGUUUUUGGCUCCACGGGCGUCUUCGUCGAUGUUCUAACGGACCCUAGCAGCAAAGAGGAUUUUGCAAAUGUUGGAGUUAUUACUGCCCGCCUCUAUCGUCCCUGGAUCGGUAGUCAAAUAUCUCAUGCUAUCCCCAAAUCGAUCGAACGCAUUGCCGUCCUGGAGCAAGUACGCAAGACCACGCGAUGGGGCCCAGCGUUCCUGGACCUCUUAUCAAGCUUAUCCCAACCAAGCGACAGUGGAAGGGCUCCUCAACUUGUUGGCUAUAGACUGGGGUAUAUAGAGCCCUCAACAUCCAACCAAGCCCUUCGUGGCAUAUUGCAGAAUCUCGCGGCCGACACCCCAAUUCAGAACCUUCAAGUCGGCAAGGAAAAGAUUCCAGAAGAGAUUUCUCCAGCUAUCAGCGUCCAAAAACAGCCCGAGGCCGAGAAUGCGUACAUGAAGAUUUUGGACCAGCUCUUUAGCACCCGUCUUUACGUUGCCAAUCAACUUGGUUCUGAAAAUGCAGGAGUCUCAAGCACAAUUGCUUUCACGCCGGAGUACGGAUUCGGUGCCUUAAUUGCGCGCAUCGAGGGUCGGCAACGUUUCAUUGAUGAGGUUGCGGAAGCUGCCAAAUCAAACGCCUUUACGACCGACACGCCCAAGAAUUGGCUUUCGCGAUGGGCAUUAAACGCCACAGAUUCGGCCAAGGCAAACAGCCUCGCUGCCGAUGUGAUUUCUCGGCUGGAUGUUGACGGAUCGUCUCUGGCGAGGAAACUGCUGCAAUCGAAACAGUAUUUCUCGAAGGAGUCACAGUGGCUGAUUGGCUCUGAUGCAUGGGCCUAUGAUUUGGGCAACUCUGGUGUUCACCAUGUCCUCGCUUCGGGCGCCAAUGUUAAUAUGCUUAUUAUCGACUCGCAACCUUACUCGGAGCGCGUUGCUGCGGACGCGACGCGGAGAAAGAAGGACAUUGGUCUCUAUGCCAUGAACUUCGGAAACGCUUAUGUCGCAUCCGUUGCGGUGUAUGGAUCUUAUACUCAGGUCUUGCAGGCAAUGGCGGAAGCCGAUCAGUUCGAUGGACCCUCUGUGGUUCUCGCUUAUCUACCUUACAACAAGGAGAGUGACUCUCCCCUGACCAUCUUGCAGGAAACGAAGAAGGCUGUCGACUUGGGCUAUUGGCCACUUUAUAGAUGGAACCCAAAGAAUGCGGAAGUAGGAGAGCCCAAUUUCGCCCUCGAUUCCGAGAGGAUCAAGCGAGAGUUGGAGGAAUUCCUCCGUCGGGACAACCAGCUUACCCAGCUGAUGAAACGACAUCCUCAGUUUUCCGCAAGCCUGUCUGAGUCUUAUGGGACGGAAGUCCGGGCGCUGCAAAAGAGAGCUGCUAAAGACUCGUAUGACAAACUUCUGGAGGGUCUCUUUGGCGCUCCUCUAACGAUUCUGUUCGCGUCUGACGGUGGUAAUGGUGAGAACUUGGCCAAGCGGUUAGGGAACCGCGGCAAGGCCCGUGGACUGAAAACCAUGGUUAUGGCUAUGGAUGAUUUCCCCAUCGAGGACCUGGCUACCGAAGAAAACAUAGUGUUUAUCACGAGUACAGCUGGCCAGGGCGAAUUUCCUCAGAAUGGUCGUGCCCUGUGGGAGGUCGUUAAGAACUCUGGAGAUCUCGACCUCUCUUCCGUUCAUUACUCUGUUUUCGCAUUGGGAGACAGCCACUACUGGCCCAGAAAACAGGACAGGAUCUACUACAACAAGCCCGGCAAGGAUCUUGACGCUCGUAUAUCGUUCCUCGGUGGUAAGAAGUUGGCUGAUAUCGGCCUUGGAGAUGACCAGGAUCCCGAUGGGUUCCAGACCGGAUAUCAAGAAUGGGAACCGAAACUGUGGCAGGCGUUAGGGGUGGACAAGGUCGAGGGACUACCAGAGGAGCCGCCCCCAUUGACCAACGAGGACAUCAAAAUACAGUCCAACUAUCUGCGAGGCACAAUCGCAGAGGGCCUGCUAGAUGAAUCGACUGGAGCAAUCUCAGAAACUGACCAGCAGCUUACUAAGUUCCAUGGUACAUAUAUGCAAGAUGAUCGCGACGUGAGGGACGAGCGUAAGGCCCAAGGAUUGGAACCCGCAUACUCCUUCAUGAUUCGUUGCAGAUUACCCGGUGGUGUUGCAACGCCAAAGCAAUGGCUGCAAAUGGAUGACAUUAGUAGCGCAUAUGGAAACGAAACUAUGAAACUCACAACCCGCCAGACCUUCCAGUUCCAUGGCGUUGUCAAAGGGAAACUGAAACCUGCCAUGCAGGCCAUCAACCAGGCCCUGAUGACCACCAUUGCCGCAUGCGGUGAUGUAAACCGAAACGUAAUGUGCAGCAGCCUUCCGGAGCUGUCAUAUUAUCAUAAGGAGGUCCAUGCUAUUUCCAAGCGUAUUAGCGAUCACCUGCUCCCGGCAACAACUGCGUACCACGAAAUCUGGCUGAAGGAUGAGAAGGAUACCAAAAUUCAGGUAGCGGGUAACGCCGUCGUUGACCAUGAGCCUCUCUACGGACCUACUUACCUCCCCCGAAAAUUCAAAAUUACGAUUGCCAUUCCCCCACACAAUGACACUGACGUUUACGCUCACGAUAUCGGUCUGAUUGCUAUCAAGGGUGCCGACGGUCACCUGGAAGGAUUUAACAUCCUCGUCGGAGGCGGCAUGGGCAUGACUCACAACAACAAGAAGACGUACCCCCGAACAGGAUCCAUGUUCGGCUUCGUGUCUGCAGACCAAGUCCACAUCGUCUGUGAAAAGAUCAUGAUCGUCCAGCGCGACCACGGUGACCGCAAGAACCGCAAACACGCCCGGUUAAAGUAUACAGUCGACGACAUGGGCGUAGACGUUUUCAAGAGCAAAGUCGAAGACCUGCUCGCACCAAACCUCCGCUUCGCACCACCACGCGCCUUCAAAUUCGACUCCAACAUCGACACAUUUGGCUGGCAGAAGGACGAAAGGGGUCUGAACCAUUUCACCUUCUUCAUCGAGAACGGCCGCGUCGAAGACACUGCCUCAUUCGCCAUGCGCACAGGUCUCCGCAAACUCGCCGCGCUGAACAAGGGCGAGUUCCGCCUCACAGGCAACCAGCACCUCAUUCUCUCGAAUAUCGAAGACGCAGAUCUCCCCGCCAUCAAAGCGCUAAUGGCCGAAUACAAACUCGAUAACACCGCCUUCUCCGGCCUGCGCCUCUCCUCAUCCGCCUGCGUCGCCUUCCCCACCUGCGGCCUCGCCAUGGCUGAAUCGGAACGCUAUCUCCCAAUCCUCAUCGAUAAGCUCGAAGACUGCCUGGCGGAGAACGGCCUGAGCAAGGAUAGCAUCGUCAUGCGCAUGACGGGUUGCCCGAACGGGUGUGCGCGGCCCUGGCUGGCGGAGGUGGCGUUCGUGGGUAAAGCGUAUGGUGCCUAUAACAUGUAUCUGGGCGGCGGGUAUCAUGGACACCGGCUGAAUAAGCUGUACCGGUCGUCGAUUAAGGAGGAUGAGAUUUUGGAGCUCAUGAAGGAUCUGCUAAAGCGGUACUCGCUUGAGCGGCGUGCGGCGUCGGUUGAGGGAGGGGAGCCGGAGAGGUUUGGUGAUUGGUGUAUUCGGGCUGGGGUUAUUAAGGAGACGACGGAGGGGAAGACGUUCCAUGAUGAUGUUGGGGAAGAUGAUGAGGAUGAGGAGUAA